Messenger RNA from Polypterus senegalus (gray bichir), 2635 nucleotides. RefSeq names its product cytochrome P450 2U1 (gene cyp2u1). The transcript has 5 exons. Gene Ontology annotation, cellular component: cytoplasm; intracellular membrane-bounded organelle. Gene Ontology annotation, molecular function: heme binding; oxidoreductase activity, acting on paired donors, with incorporation or reduction of molecular oxygen, reduced flavin or flavoprotein as one donor, and incorporation of one atom of oxygen; iron ion binding. The record is from RefSeq and is a predicted model, not a curated record. Lineage: Eukaryota; Metazoa; Chordata; Cladistia; Polypteriformes; Polypteridae. Gene Ontology annotation, biological process: xenobiotic metabolic process. The coding region runs from base 268 to 1842 and encodes 524 amino acids.
CCGUGACCCUUGAUUACAUUAAAUGGGUAUGAGAUGAGUAAUUUGUCGACCACCGUACGGAUUUGUACACGAAUUGCUUGUUAAGUCCCCCCAUCGGUAAGACUUGUAAACAUCUGGCAGCGGGCGGCCCCAUCUCAACAGGCGGGUGUCGUGCUGCGCGAACGGCGAAAGAGGAAGUGGCGGUGGCGGCGGUGAUGGUGAUGUGUGCAGGACGGGCAGCUGCCGGACGGGUGACUUCAGUCUGCCAGUGCAGCUUGUGGACCGAGCAUGCCGACGCGGUGGCUCCAUGACUGGCUGGGGGCGGACUGCACGUCACUCCUUGUCGGAGCCGCCGUCUUCUUCGUGGUGUACGUGACGCUGCGUGCCUGCAGGAGCCGCGGUGCCAUCGGGCCGCUCCCGCCGGGGCCCAGGCCGUGGCCGUUGGUGGGCAACUUCGGCGUUUAUCUCCUCCCUGCAUGGCUCCUGAGAAGACGCCACGGUCGCGGCAGCCUUUCUCCCCACCUCUUGCUGACGCGACUGGCGGAUCAAUACGGGGACGUGUACAGCAUUUACAUCGGCAGCCAGCUCAUCGUGGUCCUCAACGGCUGCAACGUCGUCCGGGAGGCGCUGCUCAACUUCGCCGAGGUGUUCUCAGACCGUCCGGACGUGCCGUCCGUCACCCUCAUCACGAAGAGAAAGGGUAUUGUAUUUGCACCCUAUGGACAAGUAUGGAAGCAGCAGCGAAAAUUCUCUCAUGCCACUCUACGCUUCUUUGGUCUGGGAAAGCUCAGCCUGGAGCCCUGCAUCCUGGAAGAGCUCACGCUCAUCAAAAGGGAAAUCGCAGAGUUCAGCAGAUAUGAAGAAACCUUCAACCCGGCGCCCCUCAUCAAUAACGCAGUUUCCAAUAUCAUUUGCUCCAUGAGCUUUGGCCGACGCUUUGACUACAAGGAUGAGGAGUUCAAAAUGCUGCUCAACCGCAUGUCCAGAAGCUUGGAGAUCUCGGUGAACAGUCAAGCUAUCCUGAUCAACAUCUGCCCCUGGCUCUACUACUUGCCCUUUGGUCCCUUCUGGGAACUCCGAAAGGCUGAGUUGGAUAUCACCGCUUUUUUAAAACGCAUUAUUGCUCAGCACAGGGAGAGUCUUGACCCUUCCAAUCCCCGCGAUUUCAUCGACAUGUAUCUCUUGGAAAUUUCUCAACAGCAGCAGCAGACGCAGAAAGAAAACGAAGACAGCACGUUCACCGAGGAUUAUCUGUUUUACAUCAUCGGUGACCUGUUCGUUGCCGGCACAGACACCACCACCAACACCAUCCUGUGGUGCUUACUCUACAUGUCUCUCUACCCGGACGUGCAAGAUAAAGUUCACGCUGAGAUUGAAGCAGUUGUAGGAAAAGACCGGGCACCUUCGCUGAUGGACAAGCCCCACAUGCCUUUUACUGAAGCCACCAUCAUGGAGGUCCAGAGAAUGGCAGUAGUCGUGCCCCUGGCAAUUCCACACAUGGCAUCGGUGAAUACCUCGUUUAGGGGCUUUGGCAUUCCCCAAGGCACAGUUAUACUGGCAAACCUGUGGUCCGUUCACCGAGACCCUCGAGUCUGGGACAAGCCAGAUGAGUUUAACCCUUCCAGGUUUUUGGAUGAACACGGCCAGAUUCUGAAGAAGGACUGCUUCUUUCCUUUUGGGUUAGGCAGAAGGACUUGCAUGGGAAAGCAGCUUGCCAAAAUGGAGGUCUUCUUGAUGUUUUCCAACCUGAUGCAGGCUUUUCGUUUCCAUCUCCCAGAAGGAAUAAGGGCGCCACCACUGAGCGGCCGAUUUGGACUGACUUUGGCCCCUCACAGUUACAACCUCUGUGCCGUGUCUCGAUGAACUCCAAAGUGGCAAUGCAGGUUCAGUCUGAGGGUGCGCCGUGUUGCACUUUGGGUUUCCUUGCUGGAGGGUCUCGCCUGUGUGGCAUAGGUGACAUCCCCUCGACUGGCAACCAUCGAGUCCGAGUGCCUUACCUGUUUGGCGCACUGUCGACGUUUUCUGUCUCAUUCGCUUUGUGGUUGCGGUAAGACACGGCUGUGAAUCCUAAAAGCAGUGACAUUACUUCUCAAGGAAAUAAUCGUCAUCUAUGUGUUUAUCUUUUUUUAGAAUUUUGAAAAUAUUUCGAAAGCUCAGGCUGGGAGCAUCGCUACUAUUUGAAUUGGUAUCUUUCAUACAUUUUUUAUUCUUGUAGCCUAAAUGAGUUCUGGCUGAUUGUGGGGUUUUGAAACUCACUUACUGUAUAUUUGUUAACAUUUUGCAGCUGUGCCAUUUUUGGGAUUCUAUCACCGUGAUGAGGAUCCUGACUGCUGGAGGUUGAGGGGUCGAUUGGUGAGACGUUAAGAGGUUGUCUCGAUUUUCUCAUUUUGUAUCCCAAGUUUGCAGAUUACAAACCAACCUUCUUUUCUCAUGACUUUCAGGACUUUUUAUUUUUGAUUUCCUGGUUAUCAAAUCUUUUGCUUUUGUCCCCAGACGUUUGAUUUCUGUUCUCGUUGUGGUUUUGUUGAUAGAUCUAGUGACUCUUGGUUUUGACCUCAGCUAGCUUUUUGACUUUGUGUAUCUCUUAGUCCUUUCAAUUAAAAUGACCCUGUCUCUCUCUUUAAGCCAGUAGAAUAAAAGCAGCUGCUUUACUUCA